AUCACCUCACUGUUUCAAAUCAUAAUUUCUACAUAUCGAAUAGAAUACAGGGAAACAUACGUGACACAACGUAUAGACUGCGCGAACGUACUGGCUGUUUUUAUCUGCUUAGUCAAUACACUUGCCCUGUGUUUAGUUACCACAUAAUCUAUGAAUUGUGCCAAUCACAUGGUUUGUCUGUCGCCACUCCUAACUCGAUAUGGACCUACAGUGGAAUGAUUUUGGUGUUUCAGGCACAAUUUUGUGAACGUGUGUGGCUGGUCGGGUCGACGAAGCCAGCUACGGAUGUACCCGGGAACAGUAUACCAAUUAAAACACUGCAGGAUGAACGGCCAACAGCAGCCAGAAAAGGACGACCUUGGAGCCGACGAGAAGGACGAUGGAGCCGUCGAAUUGGAGGAAGAGGGGAGUGGUGACGAGAAUAAGGAGAGGGGGAACUGGUCACACCCCUUGGAUUUCGUGCUGUCCUGCUUGGGGCUGGCUGUGGGCCUUGGUAACUUAUGGCGAUUUCCCUUUCUAUGCUACAGGAACGGGGGCGGUGCGUUCCUGAUACCUUACUUCCUGAGUCUGGCCUUUGCCGGAAUGCCCAUGUUUUUUAUGGAGGUCAACUUUGGCCAGUACUGCAGUUUGGGUAUUAUGACCUGCUGGCGAGCCUUUCCAAUCUUAAAAGGCGUGAGUUACGGACAGUUCCUCGUAUGUUUCUAUGUGUCCAUCACUUAUGGAGUUGUCAUCUCCUACACGUUCUAUUAUUUCUUCAUCUCCUUCACGUCCUCACUACCUUGGGUUGGCUGCGGGCAACCCUGGAACACUCCAAUGUGCAGCGACAUCGUUAUGGACUGCUUCCAAGUUGAAGGGGUGAUCACUUUAGACAAUGAGUGUGUGCCGUUGAAGAAUUUGACAGAGUUUGAGUUGGAAGAGUUAAAUAUCACCGUUUCUGAUCCAGGGAACUUCAGCCUGGAAAACUACAAUGAUCCUUGGAAAGCAAUGCGCAAGUCUCCCAGCGAAGAAUAUUGGAUGGGGAUUGUCACACAAAAAUCGCCCAAAAUGAACGAAACUGGAACCAUUGUAUGGCAGCUUCUACUCUGUCUGAUGUGUGACUACGUCAUUACCUUCUUGUGCCAAAUCAAGGGUGUUAAAUCUCUAGGCAAGGUCGUCUAUUUCACUGCUACAUUCCCUUACGUAGUACUGAUUAUCCUAUUGAUUCGAGGCCUGACGUUGCCGGGGUCUGAUAAAGGAGUCUACUUCUUCAUCACCCCGCGAUGGGAGUACCUCGUUAAGCCUAAGGUUUGGUUGGAUGCAGUGGUGCAGAUCUUCUAUUCCCUGAGCGUUGCUACCGGCGGUUUACAAACACUGGCGUCCUACAACAAGUUCCACAACAACACAUACAGGGAUUUGAUGAUUGUCAGCAUUCUGAACUCGGCAACCAGUAUCUUGGCCGGGUUUGCUAUCUUCUCCAUCCUGGGAUACAUGGCCCAUGUCCAGGGUAAAGAAGUCUCUGAGGUUGUCAGGCAAGGGUUUGGCCUGGCGUUUGUCGCCUACCCAGAGGCAGUUGCCAGAAUGCCAGCUUCUCCUUUCUGGUCGAUUCUCUUCUUCUUCAUGCUCAUUACACUGGGCCUGGAUACCCAGUUUGUAGGUAUUGAAAGGUUGGCGACGAGCUUAGUGGACGAAUACCCCAGGCUCUUUCCACCUCGGCGCAAGAGCUUUGUCACUCUGGGAAUCUGUGUGGUGCUGGUUCUGAGCAGUUUGAUUUGCAUAACUGAAGCCGGGCCCUACUGGAUGUCUCUCUUGGACAAUUACGGCGCAAACUUUGCGAUGGUGCUCUUCGCAUUCCUCAUCACCGGUGGCCUGAGCUGGGGCUACGGCGUACGACGCUUCAUUAACGACAUCCGCACCAUGAUUGGGGACCGGUACGUGGACACGCUGCAUUUCAAGUGGUGGACGCUGAACUGGGUGGUCCUGACUCCGCUGUCCAUGGGGGUUAUUUUGGUGUUCAACUGGGUGAGCUGGACCGAGCCCGAGUACAACGGAUCGUACCCGCCCUGGGCCAGAGCGCUCGGCUGGAUGAUUAUGAUCACCACGCUCAUUGGUAUUCCGGGACAUGUGGUCUUUGAGCUGCUCAGAAGGAAGGGCAGUUUCAUGGAGCGCUUCCGUAACAUCACUUCUCCACUAGACUCCUGGGGCCCGGCUCUGACCCAACAUCGAGAGGAGGCGGCGGAAGUUCACCGCCACCACGGCACCACCAUGGGAGGAGUGGUGUGCCUGGCCGAAGUCAACGCCACCUCUAGGACCGUCAAGUAUGCUACCCUCGGUAAGGACGAGAUGGAAGUGACAGUUUGAGCAACAAAAAGAAAGCUCAUUAUUAAUUCAUUAUUAUCAAAUGGGACAUUAUUAGUGACUGGGUAACUGAGAAAUUGAAACAGAGUGAAGGAACGUUGAAAAACCUGUUUUUCUGAAAAUAAGGAGUCGGGAUCUCAAGAAAGUUAUUAAAACGUUCAGAAUACUUGCUUCCCACAAAUACUCCACAAUAUUGUAGUCCCUUUUGGCAAGAGAAGGUUAGAUUUAAAAAAAACAAAACAUGUUGGUGUUUGGGAAAGGUGCUUAUGCUUAUAGCUCUUUAGAUGUUUUUGAUGUUUCUAUCAAUUGAAGACAGUGUUUUAGAUUUUUUUGGCAUUGAAAGUUAUUUCAGGUAUUGUAUUCCUCUACGAAAUUUCGGUAGAUUCUAAAUAUUUUAAGGUUCUUCUCCAGUAGAGAUUUAAUAUGAAUAUCGUGACUCCUUGACCUUAAGAUUCCUAGCGACUCCUGUAAAAUCUUUAACCUGCAGAGCAACCUAAGCUGCCAUUAUUAUACAACAGUGGUGAGUACUCUCAUUCAAUUAAAAUAAUCUGGAAAAACUACCCAGAAGUUUUUCAGGUGUUGAAGACAAAACAAAUCAAAGCUUAUUACCGGUACUCAUCUUUUCGUUUCAUUUCCACCAGCACAAUCGUAGACGUUUGGACAUUCUCUUUAGAAAUGAUAAUUCCGAAAAACACUCCUAAAGCCGAUCACCAUUGUGAAACCGGUGGGCUCCGAUUGUCUAAUUCGUCGAUGUAUGGGGAAAUCAAUUAUGGUGAGGUUGAGGUUACUGACCAAAAUUUAAACAAGGUUAUGGUCUGGGUCGCCGAAACACGCCCCGGCUCUUUCGAGAAAGGGCCUUUAAAACACGUCCUUUUUGCACUUUUUGGAGACCACACUUCAAGAUAUUCAUGGUAGGAUUUUUCCAAUACCUAACUCAUUUAUUGAAUAAAAAUCGAGAUACA
Messenger RNA from Acanthaster planci (crown-of-thorns starfish), 3296 nucleotides. RefSeq names its product sodium- and chloride-dependent neutral and basic amino acid transporter B(0+)-like. NCBI's taxonomy places the organism in Eukaryota, Metazoa, Echinodermata, Asteroidea, Valvatida, Acanthasteridae. Gene Ontology annotation, biological process: nitrogen compound transport; amino acid transport; sodium ion transmembrane transport. The record is from RefSeq and is a predicted model, not a curated record. Gene Ontology annotation, cellular component: plasma membrane. Gene Ontology annotation, molecular function: glycine:sodium symporter activity.